CCCUAUCCGCGCGACGUAACGGCGGCUGAGGGCGCAGGCGGCUGCACCCGCCGGGCCAGUCGACUGUUCCGGAGGUUUAGCUCGGACCCUAGCCCUGGCUCUGGCCCCGCGACUCCUGCCAGAUAGAUCCUCAGGUUGAAGAAUAGCAUCUCUGAAAAGCAAGGUUGUCCGGGCUUGCCUGUGUGUUACAGAAUGUAGUUCAAACGAUGGGAGCUGCUCCCGGGGGGCUGAGCUGGUCAGCAUCCUCGACCGGCCGUCACUCCUGAAGUCAGAGAGGAGCCCUCGCCAGCCCCCCUACCCAUUGCCCCGUUUUGGGGUCGCCUCCAUCUGUCCGGUCCUCAGCCCUAGUGGCCACCCAGGUCGACAAAGGAUCAAGACAAUGAUACUGGUGUCAGUGCUGGGGACCGCCCCCCGGGGCGGGCCUCCACUCUGGCCCCUCCUGGGGCCCGCACUCUCCUUGCGGGCCAGCUCCACCUCAGUCACCGACACACACCACGUGGAGAUGGCGCGGGAGCGCUCCAAGACUGUCACCUCCUUUUACAACCAGUCUGCCAUCGACGUGGCAGCUGAGAAGCCCUCAGUCCGUCUUACUCCAACCAUGAUGCUUUAUUCCGGCCGGUCUCAGGAUGGCAGUCACCUUCUGAAAAGUGCCCGGUAUUUGCAGCAAGAGCUGCCAGUGAGAAUCGCUCACCGCAUCAAGGGCUUCCGCAGCCUGCCUUUCAUCAUUGGCUGCAACCCCACCAUCCUGCAAGUGCACGAGCUGUACAUCCGUGCCUUCCAGAAGCUGACAGACUUCCCUCCGAUCAAGGACCAGACGGAAGACGCCCAGUACUGCCAGCUGGUGCGACAGUUGCUGGAUGACCACAAGGAUGUGGUGACCCACUUGGCUGAGGGCCUGCGUGAGAGCCGAAAGCACAUAGAGGAUGAGAAGCUUGUCCGCUACUUCUUGGACAAGACGCUGACUUCACGGCUCGGGAUCCGCAUGUUGGCUACACAUCACCUGGCACUGCAUGAGGACAAGCCUGACUUUGUGGGCAUCAUCUGCACUCGCCUCUCACCAAAGAAGAUUAUUGAAAAGUGGGUGGACUUUGCCAGGCGUCUGUGUGAGCACAAGUAUGGCAAUGCCCCCCGCGUCCGCAUCAAUGGGCAUGUGGCUGCCCGUUUCCCUUUCAUCCCUAUGCCACUGGACUACAUCCUGCCCGAGCUGCUCAAGAAUGCCAUGAGAGCUACGAUGGAGAGUCACCUAGACACUCCCUACAAUGUCCCAGAUGUGGUCAUCACCAUCGCCAACAAUGAUAUCGAUCUCGUCAUCAGGAUUUCAGACCGGGGCGGGGGAAUCGCUCACAAAGACUUGGAUCGGGUCAUGGACUACCACUUCACUACGGCGGAGGCCAGCACCCAGGACCCCCGGAUCAGCCCCCUUUUUGGCCACCUGGACAUGCACAGUGGCAGCCAGUCAGGACCCAUGCAUGGCUUUGGCUUCGGGCUGCCCACAUCACGGGCCUACGCGGAGUACCUUGGUGGUUCCCUGCAGCUACAGUCCCUGCAGGGCAUUGGCACGGAUGUCUACUUGCGGCUCCGCCACAUCGAUGGCCGGGAGGAGAGCUUCCGCAUCUGACCCAAGUCCUUGGCCUGCUUGCCUGCCCAGCCUGGGCCACGUUCCCUGCCAAGACCUUCCAGGUUAGGCAGGGUCCCAACCUGUUCCACUUGCUGCUGCAUCUUGGGUCUUAGAUCCCUAGAUAGAUGGACUUAUGUGGAGCUGGGUACCCCCAUCCUCCCUGCCUCCAGGCCUUCGAAAGGGGAAAUGGGGACCCAUGAGGCCUCCAGCACCAGCUCCAUCAUUCUUGUUCCUGGGGGACCUCCCCCACUUGGACCUGCUGUUUAUUAUUAAAGUUCACAUUUUGAAUGCCCUCUUGGGCCCUGUGUGUGGGGAAGGCAGGUGAGCUUUUGCUUUUGCCCCUGUUCAGAGUCCUUGAUUCUUGAGUUUAAAUGGUUCAUGUCUCAGUCUCUCUGUCCCAGCAGCCCAGGAGUAAAAGUGGGUUCAAGUCUCUCGCACAUUUGAUUUGGUGGGAGUGAGAGUGACUUUGACAGCUUGUGCGAAGACCUUUUAUUUAGUACACGUUUAUGGAUCCCAGACAAUAUCGAAGGCCCAGGCUGGCCUAGCUCUAGGCCUCAGUUCUGACUCUUUCCUGCCAGUCACGAUUUCUGGAGGUGAAACUUACCAGACUGGGCAACUUUCUGAGCCACCUGAUUCCUGAGCCUGAGUAAGGUUAAAAAUACUGCCCGCCAGCUGUGUCUGCUGCCACCAAGGAAAGGAACACACAAGGUUGUUUUCUGGCAGGCCCCAGCAAGGACUGGGUGCCCUACCAGAGAAAGGUGGGGCUCUGGUAGGAGGCCAGGGUGUUGGGCAAAAGAAAAGGGCCCAAGACAGCAAGUAGGCUCAAGGUUAUGCUUGAAGCAGAACUUCCCAGGGGGGUCUCAGAUGGGAACCCCUUGCUCAUCUUGCCAGGAAAGGAGAAGAAAGGCCCUCUGGGCGUGUCUGGUGGGAUUAAGCAAACGUCUUACUCUGUCUCUGCCUUCACAUCUCUGAGCUCUGACAGCUAACUUCCUGAGGCUGGCUCUAGAUCUACCCCAUUUCCUACCCUUCAGGGUGAUGGCUGGUAGAGGAGACAGGAAAUUGUAUCUGGAGGUCAAAUGGCAGGUGGUGGGAAAUGAUUUGCUGGGCUGCAAAACUUCUGUCUGCAGGGCAGGGUGGUGAAGCUGGAGAAACAGGCAGCAGCCAGAGGGUGUAGGGCUUUGAAUGUGCAGCCUAGAAGCUUGGGUUUUGUUCUGAAGGCAGUGAGGAUCCAUGGACAGGUUUUAGGCUAAGAAGGGAUGUCUCUGGUUGGAUUCCCUAGAAGUAGACCCUGAGAGGACUUGUGUCCAAGUGAUCUGUUAAGAACAUGCUCCCAGGAAAGACCCAGAGGGAGUAGGGGAAGCAGGAGAGGGGAGGGGAGGAAGUCGAGCAGGGAUAAGAUCUCCGACAACAGUCCAGAGCCAGUAAGUUAUGCCUCAGAGUUGGAGGUAAGAGAACUAACUAAGCUCACCAGCACUGAUUCACUCUUCCACUUGACAAUCAUUCCUUAAUGGCUAUGCUGGGAAGUGGGAGUGGGUAUGUACUUAAAUUCCCAGGUUGAAAUCUUACCUUUUCAGCAUUUCCAGGCAAAACAGCUCUAUUAGCUCGAAGGCAACUCACCAAAGAGCCCCAGGUGCUGGCCUUAGAAAGUACAAGUCAAAGAGAAUUGAGGCACACAAAGAAAAGGGAUCCUGGGGAUCUGGGCAGAACACCUGCAUAGUCCUAGGAGGAACUAUCUGAUUUGCAUGUUAGAAGAAUCACUGGUGGCUGGUGGAUUGAAGAAUGAGGAGGCUGAUGCAGUGACCUUGGUCAGGGGUUUGUAAGGCCUAGGCUAAUCCUUAACUAGAAAGGAUAGCAUCGGUAACUGAAUGUGUCCAGUUAAGUCAAAAAUGAGGCACCAGUACCCUGGUUGGGUAAAAUAACAAUCUUGCAGAUAGGAGAGGGGUGGGGAGAGUCAAUAGAAUUUUAACUUUUUUCUUGCCUGUUUUUUGGUUCUUUUUUAUGCUGCCAGACACCUGGCAUUCAUCAGCCCCCAGAGUCCUCCAUUUCCCACGAGCCAAAUUAUCAGCACUUCCCACCGCCAUCCCCCACAGAUACCCAGCUGAUAUAUUUUUUUAAAUUGUUCUUUAAGUGAAAGUUUACAAAUCAAGUCAGUCUCUCAUACAAAAAUUUAUAUACACCUUGCUGUGUACUCCUAGUUCCUCUUCCCCUAAUCAGAUAGCACACUCCUUUUCUCCACCCUGUAUCCUCCAUGUCCAUUCGGCUAGCUUCUCUGCCUUCUCAUCUCCCCUCCAGAUAGAAGCUGCACGCAUAGUCUUGUGUCUACUUGAGCCAACAAGCUCACUCCUCACCAUUAUCAUUUUCUAUCCCAUAGUCCAGUCCAAUCCCUGUCUGAAGAGUUGGCUUUGGGAAUGGUUCCUGUCUGGGGCUAACAGAAGUUCUGGGGACCAUGACCUCCGGGGUCCUUCUAGUGUCAGACUCUUAAGUCUGACCUUUUUACAGGAAUUUGAGGUCUGCAUCCCACUGCUCUCUUGUUCCAUCAGGGAUUCUCUGUUGUGUUCCAUGUCAGGGAACUAAUUGGUUGUAGCCAGGCACCAUCUAGUUCUUCCAGUCUCAGGCUGAUGUAGUCUCUGGUUUAUGUGGCCCUUUCUGUCUCCUGGGCUCAUAUUUACCUUGUGUCUUGGUGUUCUUCAUUCUUCUUUGAUCCAGGUGUGUUGAGACCAAUUGAUGCAUCUUAGGUGGGCGCUUGCUAGCAUUUAAGACCCCAGACACCACUCGCCAAAAUGGGAUGCAGAAUGUUUUCUUAAUAGAUUUUAUUAUGCCAAUUGACCUAGAUGUCCCCUGAAACCAUGGUCCCCAGACCCCCGUCCCUGCUACUCUGGCCUUCGAAGUGUUCGAUUUAUUCAGGAAACUUCUUUGCUUUUGGUUUAGUCUGGUUAUCCAGCUGAUAUUUCUUGAUCUGGCAAGCUCUGAGUCCCAUUAUUAGGCCUUGAGCGAUCACACCCCUCUCAGAAUUAUUUCUAAGCCCAAUAACCAAAUUAGAAAUCAAAGAAGGCUCAGAGAAUUGCCAAAGGUAACAUUUAUGGGAAGACCUAUCCUGCCUGGGUCCUGUGAACAGUUAAUGUGCUUGGAUGCUAACUGAAAGGUUGGAGGUUCAAGUCCACUCAGAGGGACCUUGGAAGAAAGGCCUACUUCUGAAAAAUCAGUCACUGAAAACCCUAUAGAGCACCCAGUUCUACUCUGACACAGGGUUGCCAUGAGUCAGGAGUUGACUCAACAGAAACUGGUUUACCCCAUCUAGCACUGUACAAUACACUUGUAUGUGUGGUGUGUGUACACACACAUAUCUGGUUUCCUUUACUAAUGCUGACUGAACAGAAAAUUGUACAUCCUACCCAGCACAGCAUCAGACUUCAGGAUUCCUGCCUUAAGCGCAAGACUUUCUCUGUAGUAACCACUGCCUUUGUCUAGCUUCUGUUCAGGGGACGUCUGGUUUUGGGGGGCCUGAGCCUUUAGAAAGGUUAUAUUCUGUGAGGGUGACUUACUGGUUCUUCUGGACACACCCGUCUUGCUUCCCACACCCCAACUGUACCUUCUUCCCAGCUGAGCAAGAAAGAGUCUAGAAUCUUCAAAAACAGUGUGGCCAGUAUUGGGCUAGGGGAGGCCUGAAGCCCAAAGGGAGACCUGCGACAUUCUUGAUACCCCCAUGCCAGGCAAACCGUGGAGGCCGCUCAGCGUGGGGGCAGCGCCCCGAUAUUUGGCACAUCUUGUCUUCCUCAGGCACCGAGGCCUUUAAAAAUCCUGAGCUGAGUUGCCACGUGAGGAAAGUCUUUCUCCUCUCUUCAGGUCCAGGGUGCAGCCAUAUUUCCAUACGGAAAAUAAGGAACUCAAAGGCAACUGGCACGGUAACCGUCAGGCUCGUCCGGGCGCCGCGGGGACGGCCAC
Loxodonta africana (African savanna elephant) is the source of this 5560-nucleotide messenger RNA. RefSeq names its product branched chain keto acid dehydrogenase kinase (gene BCKDK). Gene Ontology annotation, biological process: protein phosphorylation; regulation of glucose metabolic process. Gene Ontology annotation, molecular function: pyruvate dehydrogenase (acetyl-transferring) kinase activity. The coding region runs from base 380 to 1618 and encodes 412 amino acids. The record is from RefSeq and is a predicted model, not a curated record. The transcript is spliced from 13 exons. Gene Ontology annotation, cellular component: mitochondrion. NCBI's taxonomy places the organism in Eukaryota, Metazoa, Chordata, Mammalia, Proboscidea, Elephantidae.